Molecule: messenger RNA, 447 nt
Organism: Pipistrellus nathusii (Nathusius's pipistrelle)
Lineage: Eukaryota; Metazoa; Chordata; Mammalia; Chiroptera; Vespertilionidae
Source: the annotation of a GenBank genome assembly
AUGGUCAAAAUGAUAUUCAAUCCCUUUGUCACUUCUGACCGGAGCAAGAACCGUAAAAGGCAUUUCAAUGCACCUUCCCACAUUCGAAGGAAGAUUAUGUCGUCACCUCUUUCCAAAGAGCUGAGACAGAAGUACAAUGUUCGGUCCAUGCCCAUCCGAAAGGAUGAUGAAGUUCAGGUUGUUCGAGGACAUUACAAAGGACAGCAAAUUGGCAACGUAGUCCCGGUUUACAGGAAGAAAUAUGUCAUCUACACUGAACGAGUGCAGCGGGAGAAAGCUAAUGGCACAACUGUGCACGUGGGCAUUCACCCCAGCAAGGUGGUCAUCACUAGACUAAAGCUGGACAAAGACCGCAAAAAGAUCCUUGAACGUAAAGCCAAAUCUCGCCAAGGAGGAAAGGAAAAGGGAAAAUACAAGGAAGAAACACUUGAGAAGAUGCAGGAAUAA